UACGUCAUAUUUAUGCUGCCAGACAACACUGCCACUCAAAAGAGAAGAGGGAAGGCUGAAUGUUUGCAUGUGUGGUGGGAAAACGCGUCUAAUGAAAGGAAGUGAUUGUUUUGGUGGGGGACUUGCCAUCCGAAUCCUACAGGCUGUCCGUCUGAAAUAGGGAAUGAACGACGAGACAGCCUCGGACAGCUGGAAGACGAACUCCGGGUGCUCCAGUAUUGAGCAAAUGCUGGCAGUGAAUCCCGGAAAGACACCAAUUAGUCUGCUGCAGGAGUAUGGAACGCGGAUAGGAAAGACCCCGGUGUACGACCUGCUGAAGGCCGAGGGACAGGCCCACCAGCCAAACUUCACGUUCCGUGUCUCUGUGGGAGAAAUCAGCUGCACGGGGCAAGGCCCCAGCAAGAAAGCGGCCAAGCACAAAGCGGCCGAAGCGGCGCUGAAGAUGCUUAAGGGGACCCUGGCGGAAUCCAUAGGUUUUAGUGUUGAAGGAGACGCGUUUCUCGGGAUUGAUGUGCCUGCGGAUGAAGAAAGCUCCCCAUGUGAGAUGAAAACUUUAGGCACUUCGCAGCAAUCCGAAUGCAACCCUGUUGGAGCUUUGCAGGAACUAGUGGUGCAGAAGGGAUGGCGUCUUCCAGAGUACACAGUGACACAAGAGUCCGGACCCGCACAUCGCAAGGAAUUCACCAUGACCUGCAAAGUGGAGAAAUUUAUGGAAAUUGGAAGUGGUACAUCCAAGAAGUUGGCGAAAAGAAAUGCAGCUGCCAAAAUGCUUGCACGGAUACACGACGUCCCAGUGGACCUGAAGACCAACAACGACCCGGACGCUGAAGACGACACUUUUAGUAUGAACACAGGGAAUAGAUCAGAGUCAAGCAAGAGUAAAGGCUACAGCUGCACAUGGGACGCGCUGAGGAACUCUGCCGGCGAGAAGAUCCUUCAGCUUCGCACUCACCCCCUGGGCUUGCCCGCAGACUCUGACUUCUGCUCGCUGCUCGACGACCUGUCUGUUGAGCAGUCCUUUGAAAUCAGUUACCUAGAUUUAGAGGAGCGCAGCCUGAGUGGCCGGUGCCAGUGUUUGGUGGAGCUGUCUACGCAGCCAAUCACCGUAUGCCACGGCUUCGCCCUGAGCGUGGAGGAUGCUCGAGCCAACGCCGCCCACAAUGCAUUGCAGUACCUAAAAAUCAUGGCUGGGGCGAAGUGACAGUUCUGGAUCACAAGAAAACCCGAAAUACCUCAAAUUUUGAAAAAACGAGCUAAUUGUAAAAGAAAUGCUCAAUGACGCACUAUGGGUGAAGACUUAAAUUUCCAUAUUUAUCACAUUCCCUUAAAAUACAGGCAUAUUGCAUUUCAAGUCCACAAAUUCAUCAAGGAACCUUUCUGUGAUUACGUCAAAGAGAGCACACAAAAGACAUUGCUGAAUAAUACUUUAAGACUACCCUUUUAAAAGGAUUCAGAGGGAAAAGUUGUUAAUAAUGUAUAGGACUUAAAAUCAGCAUGAAAUGGCCAAGUCAUCAACAUUACAAUCCAAUAUUAAACACAAUUUAGACAAUGUGGUAUAUUCCUAAUAUCAUACACCCAAUCAAAUAAAAUGCCUAACUUGCCAGUGUUGAAAGAAAUACCUCAGUGUGAUCAUUGUGAUCUUAAUUUUUGUUGUUGGACAUUUUGCACUCUCCUGCACUUGCAUAUUAAGCGAUGUGCUGGCAUGUGAGCCGUUAUGGCAGAAUUUUAGAAUUUUUAAGUGCUGCUCUUUGUCAUUGCUGUUUUGUGAAUAACAAAAAUUGUGUAGUCCCAUUUUUAAACGCCUUACGAAAACCUUUAUUCAUUUAAAGAGAGUUUGCAACAACUUUGCGUACUAUUUAAAUUUAGGAUAAUUAAAUUACAUGUACAUGCACAAUGUUUUUCUUCCUGCAAACUGACAAGACUGUACAAUUGAAAUUAUUAAAAAGGACUGAAAAUGCAUUUUAUGUCAAAUUGUUUAUUCAUUGCACAAAAUAAAAUAUUCUCAAUGUGUACUGUACAGUUGAUGUGUACUUUAGAAAUUUUUACACAUUUUAUAUGUUAACAGCAAUGUUUUGUUAAAAUACAUUAAAC
Molecule: messenger RNA, 2091 nt
Organism: Corythoichthys intestinalis (scribbled pipefish)
Lineage: Eukaryota; Metazoa; Chordata; Actinopteri; Syngnathiformes; Syngnathidae
Gene: tarbp2
Product: TAR (HIV) RNA binding protein 2
Exons: 7
Coding region: 164-1201 (345 amino acids)
Biological process (GO): regulation of viral transcription; regulation of miRNA processing; siRNA processing
Cellular component (GO): RISC complex; RISC-loading complex; nucleus
Molecular function (GO): siRNA binding; pre-miRNA binding; double-stranded RNA binding
Source: RefSeq, a predicted model, not a curated record